Molecule: messenger RNA, 2666 nt
Organism: Mytilus californianus (California mussel)
Lineage: Eukaryota; Metazoa; Mollusca; Bivalvia; Mytilida; Mytilidae
Product: DNA helicase MCM8-like
Exons: 29
Coding region: 137-2650 (837 amino acids)
Biological process (GO): double-strand break repair via homologous recombination
Cellular component (GO): nucleus; MCM complex
Molecular function (GO): single-stranded DNA helicase activity; single-stranded DNA binding; ATP binding
Source: RefSeq, a predicted model, not a curated record
AAACAAAUCCAAAAUGAAAGUAGAACAAAACAGUUGAAAGGCACUGAUAAUGUACUACAACCUGUUUGUUGUAGCGUAAUAUGGUAUAUUGAGAACCUCAUUUUAUAAUGCUUCGAGGGUAUAAAGUACAAACAGGAUGAGCCAAACAAGUACCUCUAGUGCUGGUAGCUGGCAGGGAGGGAGAGGAUGGAGGGGUCGAGGCUGGUGGAGAGGUCGUGGUGGAGGUCGUUACUACAGUCACCAUGGCAACAGAGGGAGAGGCAAUUCACAAUCUCAGGGCAGGGGAGGAAGAAUGAUGGAUGAUCCACAGCCCAACAGAAGGCCUGCAUCACAGAUGGUCCAGACUGUCAUUGAGGUCCAGUCCCCAUACAAAGGAUGGAAGUAUUACUUUUCAGAAGAAGCUUAUAAUGACCACUCUCCCACAGUGAAAAAGGUUCAAGUAUUUGAGAAAUAUUUCCUUAGCUGGUCACAGUCUUACAAAUGGGAUGACGUGGAAGAAAAAGGAUUUUUUGUUGUUGAUAUGAAAGAUUUAUUGUCUGAUCAGAUUUUGAUGGAAGGUAUUCCAGACCUGUCAACAGAGAUGAAAGAUAUGCCGGACAGAAUACUCUCUUGUAUGGGAUUAGCUGUUCACCAGUUGAUUACUCACAAAAGAAAACGUGAAGCAGAAGCAGACUACCAAAAUGACCAGUUAGAUGGCAGUAAUUAUUCAGUGCCAAUAAUACUAGCUAGGAUGAUUAACUUUGGAUCACAGAUACCACUGAAAAACUUGAAAGCAAAUUACUACGGAAAGUUUGUCUCUGUGAAGGGAACAGUAGUGAGAGUUAGUAACAUCAAACCAUUAUGUACAAAGUUAGCAUUUGAAUGUGUUUCCUGUGGUAAUGUUCAGAGUGUGACAUUACCUGAUGGUAAAUAUACAGUGCCUACCAAGUGUCCUUCUCAGGAUUGUAAGGGCAAAACAUUCUUUGCAAAGAGAAGUUCAGAACUUACAAGAACCAUAGACUGGCAGACUAUCAGGGUACAAGAAAUAAUGGUAGACAGACUGAAGGAAACUGGCAGAAUACCAAGAACUAUUGACUGUGAACUGACACAAGAUUUAGUUGACAGUUGUGUACCUGGAGAUGUAGUUACUAUUUCUGGUAUAGUCAAAGUUAACAGUGUAGAUGAGGGUAAAGGCAGAAAUAAGGACAAAUGUAUGUUCCUGUUGUAUAUUUAUGCUAAUUCUGUUGUGAAUGCCAAGGGGAAUAAAUCUGGUGAUAACUCAGGACUAGCAAUGGAGUUCACCAUGAAGGAGUUGUAUGCCAUUGAAGAAAUACAAAGUGAGAAAAAUCUGUUUAGAUUGCUUGUAGGGUCACUUUGUCCAUCUAUUUAUGGCCAUGAGUUAGUGAAGGCAGGUUUAAUACUGGGAUUAUUUGGUGGAACUCAUAAGUUUACAAAUGAUAAGAACAGAAUUCCAGUGAGAGGAGAUCCCCAUAUUUUAGUUGUUGGAGACCCAGGAUUAGGGAAAAGUCAGAUGUUACAGUCCACAGCCAGUAUAGGUCCAAGGAGUGUGUAUGUCUGUGGUAAUACAACCACAACCUCUGGUCUAACAGUGACCCUAUCAAGAGAUGGAGGCUCUGGAGAUUUUGCAUUGGAAGCAGGAGCUCUGGUUUUGGCUGAUCUUGGUUGUUGUUGUAUAGAUGAGUUUGAUAAGAUGGGAAAUCAACAUCAAGCUUUACUAGAAGCCAUGGAACAGCAAAGCAUAAGUAUAGCAAAAGCAGGGAUUGUAUGUAGUUUACCAGCCAGGACAUCUAUAAUAGCAGCAGCCAAUCCAGUUGGUGGCCAUUAUAACAAGGCUAAAACAGUGUCCGAGAAUUUAAAAAUGGGGAGUGCCUUGUUAUCCAGAUUUGACCUGGUCUUUAUUCUGUUGGAUAAACCAGAUGAGGAAAUGGACAGUAUGUUAUCAGACCAUGUGAUGGCUUUACAUGCCGGACAAAGUAGAGCUUUGAGUGUAACUGUAAGAAGACAGAAAGAUGACAGUAUAAACGAGUCUAUAUUGUUAAUAGAAUCAGACAAACCUCUCAGUGAUAGGUUAAAGACACCAAGACAUGAACCAUUUGAUCCCAUACCUCACCAACUACUUAGAAAGUAUAUUGGAUAUGCCAGAAAGUAUGUUCAUCCAAAGAUCAGUCCUGAAGCUGCCAAGGUCUUACAGGAGUUCUAUCUUGAGCUAAGAAAACAGCACCAAACACAAGACAGUACACCCAUCACAACAAGACAACUAGAAUCCCUUAUUAGAUUGACAGAAUCCAGAGCUAGAUUAGAAUUGAGAGAAUUAGCUACCAAAGAAGAUGCUGGUGAUGUCAUAGAAAUUAUGAAAUACAGUAUGGUAGAUACAUAUACAGACCAGUUUGGUGGAUUGGAUUUUAAACGUUCUCAGCAUGGCUCUGGAAUGAGUGGUAGAUCACAGCCAAAACGUUUUAUAGCUGGAUUGCAGAGAGUGGCUGAACAAACUUAUAACUCUAUUUUUACUGUACAGCAAAUGAGGCAAAUAGCUAAGGAAUGUGGAGUACAAAUGCUGGACUUUGAAGGCUUUAUUGGCUCUCUUAAUAAUCAAGGGUUUUUACUGAAGAAAGGACCUAAGGUUUACCAACUUCAAACUUCUGACUUCUGAAAAUAGAAGAAGCUUA